AUGCCGGGUGUCCAGGAGCUCGCCACAGACAACGCAUUUUUAGCAGCUGCAGCCGUGAUGCAACCUAAGCUCGUCGCAAGGCCAUUCAAUCCUGAUAGACCUCAGCUGUGGUUUGCUCAACUGGAGACCCAGUUUACCGAUCUUGGAAUAGUGACGGUGAUCCAUAAGUAUAAUAAAACUGUUCCGCUAAUUGAUAUGGUCUAUGCAGCAGAGGUCGAGGAUCUCAUUAUUGCUAGACCAGUUAAUACCCCAUUCCAAAUAUUGAAGAAUGAAUUAAUUCGAUGUUUUACCACAUCAAGGUCAAUGAAUUUAUUACGACUGCUGGACAAUGAGAAUCUUGGAGAUCGUACACCCUCGAAGCAUCUUAGGCAUUUAAAGGCUCUGGUUCCAGGUAUCGAUGAGGAGGUCUUAAAGACACGCUGGCUGUCUCACCUUCCGGAGCAGACUAGAGCGACGCUUGCUGCCCAGGAUGACGCUUCGUUGGAGAACCUGGCGAAACUGGCUGAUGGGGUCCAUGAGGUCUUUCAACCUCCUCAGACUGCAGCUAUUUCGGCCUCGUCGGGUAAUGUGGUCAACUCUGCGCUUCGUGAUGAGCUGGAGAGUUUGAAGGCUACAUUCGCUGCGAUGUAG
Diachasma alloeum is the source of this 630-nucleotide messenger RNA. RefSeq lists its product as uncharacterized. The record is from RefSeq and is a predicted model, not a curated record. Lineage: Eukaryota; Metazoa; Arthropoda; Insecta; Hymenoptera; Braconidae. The coding region runs from base 1 to 630 and encodes 209 amino acids. The transcript has a single exon.